Messenger RNA from Loa loa (African eye worm), 261 nucleotides. RefSeq lists its product as hypothetical. The transcript has 2 exons. The coding region runs from base 1 to 261 and encodes 86 amino acids. The record is from RefSeq and is a predicted model, not a curated record. NCBI's taxonomy places the organism in Eukaryota, Metazoa, Nematoda, Chromadorea, Rhabditida, Onchocercidae.
AUGGAGAAAUGGAUCAGCCUGUUUCGAAUCUCAAAGUUCGAGAGUAGCGCAGCUAAAAAUGAAAGGAAGCAAAGGAUUGCACCGUCUCGUCCUCUUAUUAACCGAUAUCUUCACAGUAAUUGUGAAUCGCACAUUUCUUUAGAGACCUCUCCUCAGCACGGCGUAGCAGUUUCAAUGUUGAAUCCCAAAAGAUCAAAGAUUAGGGACUCGGUUGUCGGAAUCGAAAGGCUUUACUUAUCAUUGAUUAGAUUGCCAAGAUGA